Molecule: messenger RNA, 3372 nt
Organism: Peronospora farinosa
Lineage: Eukaryota; Oomycota; Peronosporomycetes; Peronosporales; Peronosporaceae
Source: the annotation of a GenBank genome assembly
AUGGCCGAGACAAGAGGCGGUGGCUCACCGUCCAUUGAGACACUAGCGAGUAGUGCAAUUGCAGCUGGCUGUCUUCAGGCAGUCAUGAGUAUGGUGUAUCCGGAGCUGGUAAAGUUUGUGUCGUUCCAAAAAGCGCGUGUAGCCCGCAGUGACGCCAGGUCGGAACGCACUUCUUCGCGUUACUUCAGACAGGACACACCAGACGACAGCAACUUAAGCUCCGAGCAACAAAACGAUUUGUCUUUUCAGCUGAAGUACCUACGGCAACAUUGGUACAGUCACUUAAGGUACUACGGCUUGGACCCAGAACUCCUUGCUAUUGUACAGAGAGCUCUUAUGUUCCGGAACAAAGUGUCCCAUCAAAGUCAAAUGACACGGACGGAGUAUGAGACCGCUAUUGCUACUUUUGAGAAAUUGGCCGAUAUUAUUGAGUGCAACACACAAAUUCGACAACAAAUUCGGGAACUUGUGACCAAAUUAUUGUCAUUUUCACCUGUAGGGAAGAAAGAGACCGACAAAAAUCACAAUCACCAAGCAGAAAAUCACAAUCACCAAGCAGACAAUUACAAUAACAAAGUAGAAAAUCAUACCGAGAUCAAGCUGCACGAGAAGGAGAUAAAGGCUCACGAGAAGAAAAGUCGGUUGGAACUUGACCUGACGCAAACAACGCCCACGCCUCCGCCAGCGUCCUUGGAUCAGAUAUUACAGCAUGAUUAUUUGUAUGAAGAAGACGAAGAUGAGUACCCGUUGUGGGUGGAUCUAAAGCUUAUUGGUAAUGACUAUUUUAACGAGAAGAAUUACACAGAAGCAAUUGAAGCCUAUUCGCAAGGAUUGGAUGUCGCGCCGAAUCAGGCGGUACUCUAUGGUAAUCGAGCCAUGUGUUAUCUACGACUGAAGAAGUUCAAGUUUGCACGUGAAGACGCGGAAAAUGCCUUGGAUGCUGAUCACUACGAGAAUGUCAAGUACUAUAGGCUCCUGUCGGAGGCAGUGCUAGGGAUGAAAGACUAUGACGAGGCGAGGGAGAUUUGUGAGGCAGGACUGGAGCUAGAUCCGACCGAUGAUACACUACUUCGUAGAAAACGCACUGCGGAAGCAAUGAUUGCAAUGGAAAAAUUAGACCAUGAAAAGGAAAAGAAGAGGCUUGAGUUAGAGGAACGAGCAAAGGUCGAGGCAGCAAAUGCUGCUUUGGUGAACGAUGUUCCGGUACCAUCGAAGGCCAGUAAACACAGGAUCAACAAGACAAAGAAGACAAAAAACAAGCGCAAGAAGAAGAAUGCAGCACCCAAAAUGGAAUUAGUGCCGAUGAUCAAAUACCAGGAAGUGCCUGCGAAAUGGAUUGAGACGCAUUUCCGUGGAUCGCGGCGCCUGAGGUUAUACCAGCAAGGCAUGGAAAGUCUGGCGAUGGCUGCAAAUGCACUUCUUCAGGUUACUGACAGCAUUGGGACACCAGGUAGAUCAAAGUUACCGCUUGGCCAGCUGGUCGAAGAGGGCAUGACAAACCUUCGUAAAGCUGGCGAAGCUGGCAUUGCUGAGGCUUGGUUUCGUCUUGGUGUACUUUACAGCAGCAACGUUCGAAAAGGCAUGCCCUUGACAGCUAAUCCUUUCAAGAUGGUAGAAUGCUUCCAGAAAGCAGCUGAGUUGCGACCAUUUAUUAAGCCGCCUGGAAUUCGUGUGUUCCCACACCAAGGUGUCGCGGAAGCUGAAAAUGAGCUAGGAGUUUGCUAUCGGGACGGGAAACCAGCUUCUGUUGUUGACGUUGAUCUAGAAAAGGCGUUCCACUACUUCUUGCGUUCGGCAGAACAUGACUUUCCUGUAGGCCAGUACCACGUCGCGGUUGCCUACUCAACGGGGAGUGGAACGCCUGUUGAUGCAUUUGCAGCACGAAUGUGGACAUCACGUGCGGCGCAGCACGGAUUGCCUGAAGCGCAGCAAUACCUUGCUCAACUGUUCGGAAGUGGCUUUGGUGGAAAACGCGACGAAAGUCAGGCUCGAGAAUGGUCUCUUGCAGCCUGCCAAAACCGACUCACAGACUUAGUGUUGAGACAUGAUUUUGGUGAGGUCACCGCGGUUGGCAGCGGUGAAACUGCAGACAAGUUUUGUACUCCCACGGUAGCACAACGCAAGAAGGCUGUUUUCCAGGAAUUUUACGACGCGUAUCUGGGUGAAGGUUGCAAUGGUGACGGUGCUAAAUUCGGUGGUAAUAUUAAUAGCGACGGCGAAGAGAUACCGAUGACAAAGGUGAGGUCAAAUACACCGAAGGCCGCAUCUUUCUACAAUCUCAUAGGCUUAGUUGGCAUCUACCGACCACCUUCUGCUGUUAUUGACGACGAGAUCCAAACUCGCGCUCGGACUGGAGGCAUCACGGCUUGCAAGUACCUGGUGUCAGAAAAGCUUCUUGGAACUGCGGCUAAGUUGUUUGUUUCUGGGGACCUGAAAGGUGCUCUACGAGAUAUGAAGAAGGCCAAUUUAAUAUGGGAACGGCCAAAAGGUGUUUUCACGACGGCUAGCUCUACAGGCCUGCUGCCGAAGAUUCUUGAAGAAGCUGCCGUAAGUCUUCAGAUCAACCCGAGGGAUGUUGAUGCGGCAUACGUGAUCGGCCAAUGGGAGAUUAUGAGCGACCAAGACAUUAUCCCUUAUUGGAAACGGUGUGUAAAAAUGCAUCCGAAAGAAGCUUCCUUUCACUUUCAUCUGGGCGCUGCGUAUUUGACACUCCAACGCUACAAUGACGCCAUGAUUGCAAUGGAAGCCGCCUUGGCAAUCGAAAAGAAACCGGAUUGGCUUUUCUGGCUGGCUGCACCGAUGGUUGGAUUAGGUAUGAUGGAUUCGGCAAUGUCUGUUUACGAAGAAUACGUAAGCACUAAUUCUCCGGAUGAGCGGUACAUACCAGACGCGUACUAUUGUAUCGGUGCAUUGUAUUUCAAGCAGUACAACAAUGCUAUGGCUACUGUCUACCAUGAACUCGGACAGAUCGCGGAGUGUGUUGCCAUUCGUUUUCCUGCCUUUCAUACUUCGGUUCUUCACGACGCCCCAAAGGAAGCACUUCGUUCUGGUAUGAAAAAGAGCGGGUUAAUGGAGCCUUCGGUGGUUGCAAAUAUUAUGGCUCAAAACAUGGUUGAUUGUGGGUUCUGUAAGUCACCGAUAAAAGCUACUCAACUGCUCGGCCACAAGUUAUCCAAGUGCCCACGACGGACUAUAAUGUGCCAAGAUUGCAACGAACAUAUGGUUUUUGAUUCUCUUCAGGCUCACAGACAUUUACGGCAUGCUCCUGAUGAUGACGGCAAAAGAAAGAAGGGGAACGAUAAAAAGCACUUAGAGUCUACCGUCACGAAUUCGUUUCCACAGCAAGUUGAGUCUACAAAAGCCACAUGGUAG